Molecule: messenger RNA, 2279 nt
Organism: Effrenium voratum
Lineage: Eukaryota; Dinophyceae; Suessiales; Symbiodiniaceae
Source: the annotation of a GenBank genome assembly
UGCCUCACCCAUGGGUGGUAGCCCUUUACCAGCUUGUCUCUCGCCAUGAUCCUUUAAAGGGCGGCGAUGGCUAUCGGACUAGCCUCACCCCGAUGAGCGGUUUCCAGAUCGGCUGCCGCGUGCGAGUCCUCCGCGGGCGACAGUUCGCAGAAUUCAAAGAAAGAGAUGAAGGAGUAAUCCUGGAAAUCAACGAUGAGUGCCGGAACUGUGUGGUCGUGUUCGAUGGACGGAAAGAGAAGGUUCAGGUGGCUCUCAAGCAUUUGCGCGUUGUGGCGAAUGGCCGAAAUCCAGAUUCAGGUGCAUCGGAGCGGUCCCCGAAGGUUUUGGCCAAGGAAAUCGCCAACGAGAUGCGGCUGGCAGAUCUCUCCACCGUCCAGGUGUUGGAGGCUGAAGUGCAGGAGCUGCGCUGCGAGCUGGCCAAGUCGCAGCGCCGCUGCGAAGUGCUCAGCGCCAAGGCGGAGCGGUGCUUCGAGUCAGAGGCCUGUGCCAAGCAGGAGGAGCUGCAAGCAGAUCUCGUAGCCGCCCGGGCGGAGGCGACGGCUCAAGAGCUGCAGACGGCUGUUGCGAGCCUCAAGGCGGAUUUCCGCCAACAGCAGGCGGAGGCGUUGGCUUCGGCGCGAGACCUGCGCUCAGAGCUGGCGAGGCAGCAGCAGGAGCUGGCAGAGGAACGCCUGGCUGCAGCCUCCUUGCGCCAGGAGCUUCACAGAGUGUCCCAUGAGCCGGGCAACGAGUUUUCAGCCAAGGUCUUCGAGGUGAAGGGGGCCCAAUGGGCUGAGCAGAUCGCUGAGCAGGCGCAGCGGGAACUCGCUUUUGUGCGAGGCCCUGAUGUACCAAAAGGCAAGCUUUCUGGUCGGCGGCCCGAGAGAGGCGGCAUGGAGGCCCAGCUCGGGGAGUUCGAAAGCGCGCGGGCCGGCCCGGUGCCAGCACGUCCGGACAACCCGCAUGCCUGGCACGGGGACGGGUCUGUGCGCAGCGGCGUGCUUGGGUCGGCCGUGGCGUGUGCUUCUUCGCCAGCCCCAGCCGAGAACCUGCAUGCCGGGCAUGCUCAGCAUGAUGCCGGGCACCGUGGGUCUCUGUUCGGCGGCGCACUUGGGUCGACCGUGAUGCCGGGCGCACCAUCACCGGCCCGGCCGGUAGCAGAGGGUCUGCAUGCCCGGCCUGAUGCCGGACACCCCGGGUCUCCGGGUGGCGCACUUGGGCGGGCCUUGAUGCCGGGUGCUACAUCACCGGACCGGCCAGCUGCAGACAACCUGCAGGCCCGGCCGGCAGCAGAGAAUCUGCAUGCCGGGCUUGACGGGCAUGCCCGACCUGAUGCCGGACACCCCGGGUCUCCGGGUGGCGCACUUGGGUCGGCCGUGAUGCCGGGUGCUACAUCACCGGCCCGGCCAGCUGCAGACAACCUGCAGGCCGCGCAUGCCCAACGUGAUGCUGGACAUCUUGGUUCUUUGGGCGCCCGGCCGGCAGCAGACACUUUGCAUGCCGGGCUUGCCGGGCAUGCCCGGCCUGAUGCCGGACACCCCGGGUCUCCGGGUGGCGCACUUGGGUCGGCCGUGAUGUCGGGCGCUUCAUCCUUAGCCUUAGCUGGGUAUGCCGGGCAUGCCGGGCAUGCUGGGCCUCCGGGCGGCGCACUUGGGUCGUCCGUGGCAGGCGCCUCAUCAGAAGCGCUACAUAUGCCUCAGCCGAGCCUCCAGCCACAGGCCAAGCCACUGAGCGCUUUGCAGUUCAUGUCGGAGCCGCGUGCCUCACCGCCGCGGAACACUUUGACCAAGUACUCCUCCUGGCCCAGCCCAGCUCAGGCCCGCUCAGCCGCCACACCCGAGGGCCGAGUGCUUAGCCCCUCGUCUUUGCACUCCAGCGCCUCGGACGACCGACUGGACCGCUUGGCGUUGGCAUCAAAGAUGGCGAGCAAGCUGAAACGAGCAUCUGCGAACGCAGUGGAGCGCUCCCGUGUGACCAUGCCACCGCGCAGUCUCAGUGGAGUGGAAGCCUUGCACGCGCGAAUGAACAAGAGCCGACACGCGAACGCGGGAUCUGCAAUGGUGGCCAAAGACACCCCGGAGGCGACCCUGCAGGAACAUGACGGCCACGAGGGCCAUCCGCUUAGGAAGCGCAUGGGCAAGCGGCCGCCGCAGCCCUCACCGGGCCGCAGGGCGGAUGAGAUCGACGACGAUCCCAGCUGGGGCGGGUGGUUCUAAGCGCCCGGACCGCCCGGAUCGGACUCAUGGCAGAGCGCCAACUGCAUGGCACAUGUGGGUGUGUCAUUUGUUUUUUCGGGACCC